AUGGUGGCAAGGAAGCUCAUCGAAUCCACCACCAAUGAUUCAUUUUCUUGGGUGUGGAUAUUAGUUUGUUCUUUGAUUGUUAUGGGUAUGCUAUUGGUAGACAUGGACAAGACCCAAGGGUCUUUGGUUUCAGCUUCGAGGCCAAGGGCUACUAGGAAAGAGAAAGGGAAGGGAAAGUCCACCUUGAGUGGAGGGGAGGAGGAGCUCAAGGUGAGGAAGAAUCAUAGGCUCAUAUAUGAGUCUACCAUUGUUGCGAAAAGAGUGACAUGUGAGAGGAUGAUUGAUAGGCUAAGUUUGGGAAAGAGUACCCUGAUGCGGCAGAUUGGGGCGAGAGGAUUAGAAUUUUUCUUUGAGCUGACUAGUGUUACACCCAAUAGUAUAGCUGCGUACUUCGGAUACAUUAGGCCUGACCUUGAGAAUAUUAACUACCAUUACCCCAAGUUUUUGGAUAAGAGCCUUGGGGAAUAUGUAGAGAUCAUAUAUGAGGAGGUUGAUCAGUUCACGAGGGUGUUUGUUCAGGAACGCUCGAGUGCAAACUAUAGGACUUUGAAGA
Messenger RNA from Ilex paraguariensis (yerba mate), 553 nucleotides. NCBI's taxonomy places the organism in Eukaryota, Viridiplantae, Streptophyta, Magnoliopsida, Aquifoliales, Aquifoliaceae. The record is from the annotation of a GenBank genome assembly.